Molecule: messenger RNA, 4486 nt
Organism: Amoebophrya sp. A25
Lineage: Eukaryota; Dinophyceae; Syndiniales; Amoebophryaceae
Source: the annotation of a GenBank genome assembly
CUCCACUAUGCCCGCCGUGUGGCACUUAGGUAGCCAUAUUUUCUGAUCGAUGUGCCCUCUGGUGCUGGAUCGUUCUUUCAAAAGAUAUAGAAGAAAUGCUUUAUCUUUAUGGGUUAAUUUUUGCUCGUUUCUGUUUUUUGAAGGAACUAGAUUUACUUAUCUUGAACAAAAAUUUGUAAGGGGCCGAGUGAUGUGAAUACACAAGAUACGCAAAUGUAUACUACGCCGCUUCUGGAAGAAAAGAUGACAGAAUCGCAGCGCGAAGCGUGGUCCUCAAGACUAGCGGAGGUUGCUUUCCGGGUGGAAAUUUCUAUUACGCGCACAUUGAAUUUGAAACAACUGCUAACUACUUAGUUGGACGCAAUUCAUGGCGUUGGCGAAAAGCUAGUACUUGCCGCAGCAGCAUUUUCAGAAGUGUCAUCCGUUUUGCGGCUCUUUGUGUCGUAUGAGAAAAGCAUUGCGGAAGCUGAACACAUCAACAGCUCAAGGCCGCGAGUAGAAGCUCCACGUAUAAUAUACUUUACAUUACCGACAUCUACCGUACUACUACUACUAUCAGCGACAACCUCCUCUACUAUCGAUACUACACUCAAAAGUCACUCCUACGACGACGACUAACACGAAACUUCUACAAGGCGUCCUAUCAGUGGUGCUCUUUACUGGCACUGCGGCCGUAUACCGAGAGAAGUUUCACAACUACAACUAACAAUUCUGGUGACAACCAAGCGUCCGACAGCGUCAACGAUGACUACGCUUCUACUGAUAUGUCACACGACGACAGCGUCAACGAUGACUACGCUUCUACUGAUGUGUCACUAGUGAUGUGUCACUGUCUCUACUGCAUAUGAGUACCACAACACUUUCGAGACGUCUCAUACCGUAACAAUCCACGACGACUGCGAGGACAAACUACUUCUAUCCACGACAACUGCGACACUACGAACUCGAUAUUCGAUAGGUGCCAGUGCCUUUCUUCUUCCACCCUCUACUACGCGUAACUUCUGGUACGUCAUCCGCUGACGACCAAUGGUCCAAGAGCGGGCCCCCAACAUGUCGCAGCGAAGGGUGGACACGCCAUAUGGGACAUGGCAGAGGAAGCUAAUCUCAGAUCCCGAAUGCAUGCCCGUAGCACACGACCUAAAAAACUUCGUCGAUCAAGCAGAGACGAACAGUAUUUUUUUAUUUUGGAGAUUUCUUAAUUUUUUUCAGAUGCUUUUCUAAUUCUAAGUCAAAGUUUGAAGUUACUUAGUACUAGAAGUAAGUAGAAGCCGUCCAGCUAGUCUCAUUUUAUUUGACUGAAUGAAAGAAAUUUUUUGUAUAUGUACCUUAUUUUCUUUCCAUCACCUUUUUUUCAACAGAUCUCUUCGAAAACCGUUCUAAGAAUGAGAAGGCGGAGGUUAUCCAUAGUAUGCUGGACAGAAGUCACCGGCAAUUGAUGGAAACGAAGGCCUUCCGAGACGUGAGCGAAGAGGAGGAGAACAUAAAUUACGACUUUCUCGAAAAGUGGGUGUUGCAGAAACUACACGCGUAUACAUUCGGGAAGAGUAGAGAAGUGCGGCAGAAGGACAGAAAAGUCUACAAUUAUGUUCAGCUUUCAUCCAUCUCUCCCAGCAUGAUCCUUUCAGCGGUAUCGACCCUGGCAAUCGGAUAGAAGUCUCCCACCAUUCAAUCCAAGAGAGCCUUUUCCCAUUAUCAAUACAAGGGGAGAGGCACCGAGAUGGAGAGUACCAAGAUGGGGAGACCGAGAUGAAUAGAAGCGCUGUCUAAUACAAACACAUAAAAUGCUUACAGUUCAUACAACUGCAGCAUCUAGACUUGCCGGAGCAUCUAGAAUCUAGUCUCACAGCAUGGUCAAACGGACAAGGAACGGGAAAUUUAUGCUUGAGAACCAGACAUCUUCAUCUUCCUUGUUUGAUCAUGGUCUACUCUCCAAGAAUAUGAUGGUCUGAACAACCUUCCAAGUUAAUAAUAAGUAUUAAAUACACUUACAAAGGUUGGCUUUGAUCAUCUUCAAACACGGCAUACACGCGUACUUAGAGAAGUAAUGUUUCUCGAACCACCAGACCGAAUGUGGAUGUGACACCAGAAUCCUUGUUCCUUUCAUGCAUCAAGUCUAAUCUCAGUCGGAGGGGGCAUGUCAACACCGGGUGGCACAACACCAUCAUCACCGUCAGCAUCAGUCGACAACUCAGGCAGGCCAGAAGCGUUAUUAGACGACGCAGCAGCUGCCUUUGCCCGAAUAGAGACCGUGAAUAAUUUAUGAAAACAGGAGGGCACUUCUACUCAUGGGAGAUCGUACUUAUAGCUUUCAAAAAUGCUUGUGUUAGGUGUUCUUACUUUUAUUUGAUUCUUUUUCUUCAUCGCCUUAAGGUCGUUAACUCCACCUUUUGUUCCUUGUUCUGUAGAUGAGCUUGAGUUCGUGUGAAAUGUUGAGACACCACUUGAUUACAACUUCCUGCAAGAAUGUUCAUUUCCCUGAACCGUUUUUCUUUCUUUUGCACCCUCUAAACCUCGUCGUGAACAAGUUGAUCUGCAUUGAUACCGGCUGCCGUGUUAUCAUGGAGGUGAUACAGAAAGUAUGGCAGGAGGAGCAGCGAAGGCGAGGGAGCGUGGAGCCACCAGGUGGAGGACAGGUAUUUUUGACAUAGAUAUUGUAGUAAAUGCGGUACACAGAAUCACUGUCUGACUCAUCUACUUCCCGCCAAACAUAUGAGGCUGUGUUCGGUGCCGACGACUUUUUUCACUCACAGUGAGCGAAACUCUUUUACGAAAGAGUGGUGUCAUCUUCAUGGCGUUUUGUACUACAUCAAUCUUCAUUUACUCACCUUUUUCGAUUUCUAUCUGCUUCCAAACACACUAGGCUUUCGGUGCCGACGACUUCAUGCCAUUGCUGAUUUACACUAUCUUGCGAGCAAAUCCGGGAAAUCUGUGGUCAAACAUAGAGUAUAUUGACGCCUAUCGAACACCAUCGCGGAAAGUCGGACAACAAAACUAUUACUACACUUGCUUUAAGGCCGCUUCCGCUAACAUUCCAUCUAUCUUCGGAGAAGCCAUCUAUCCUGGAAGAGGAGAGCCUCUUCGAGGGGACAAGGAUGAAAAACCUCGACAAGAUGGAUUAGAUUAUAGGAUCGAUAAGCUCUAAUUGCUAUUGUAGUGCAGCCAAGUUCGUGCAGGAUUUAACACCGGAAAACUUCCACAACUGCAAGCUACGACACAUUAGCGAAGCCGAAUUUAGACAGAGAUAUGCGCAACUGGAAGCGCAUUAUAAUGACGAGGUAUUGAUGAAGAUACUAGAUUUUGUUAGACUGUAUGAUUACUUAUCUUAAAUGAUCACUGGGUGGAAUGUACAAGACAUCGAUCUAACCUACUAGCUCGAGGUACACGAAAACAGUUCUGCUAGAUUCAUUUCACUUACCGACACCAUCCACAUUUUAUCUUUCGCCUUUUUGCCGUUGUACUUCACGCUAUUAGCCUUGUCGAUAUCGGCCGUGUGUCAAAUGCUUUCCAAGCUACUUCCCUUCUCCUUCCCGCACAGUGUCAUUCUCUACUGUGCUGGCCUGUCUCUGUCGCACGUCGCGAGGUACUAUCCUUUAAGGGUAGGUUAAAGGUGCUUUUCUUACCGCUUUUUAUGCCUCUUGUUCUAAGGGAGAGCGGGGUAAGCGAGCACCAAAAACCUACCUCUAACUAGAGAGUUUCUCUUUUCUGCUUCUUCUCCUGUACUUCUUCCCCCACUUUACUGGAAAAAAUUUGGGUCAUACUUUUAUUUAGUAUACCGCCCGCCAUAAUCCCCUCGAAGAGCUUGUAAUUGUGAUAUCACUGCAGCGUGCGAAGAUAGGUGCUGGAUUGCCACGACCGCCGUCAAAGGACGUCGAGCCUGAGAGAAGUAGCUGCUUGAACAUCCAAGUUCAAGUCGAUCGAGCUUACCUAGCGGAUAUUCACUUAUGAUGGACACACAUAGAGCUCAUUAACAUAAUGUGAGAUCUUCGAAACUAAUAGUUGUAUCAGUGUCCCCUGACUCGUCUAGUUGGGCCUUCUCAGUAGCAUUUUGAUGUGUUCCCAGUGAGGCUCUUCCCAGUAGUAUUGUACUCUUCUGACGGAGUUGUACGAAGUGACCCAUCAUCUCUAAUCCCCAUGCGCUUCAGCGAGCUCGAGUCUGCGGCAGACCUGAGAGUAGGCGACCUCGCGGCCUUGUUCCAAGAGUACAAGCGGAUGUGCGUAAUAUGCGCUGAUUUACAACGUGCGACGGCGGCGGUCACUACGGGAAUAGGUAUUUGCAUCCUUUGAUGUUAGCGUGCUUUGAUGCAGAUGCUCACACUGAUCAAAAUUGGAACAAGUACAAGAUUCUGUAUCAAUUUACAAUUGAUUGGUUUUACUACUAGGAAGGUGUGGAUUUUUCGUACACUUGACAACAACAGCGACCACGCCUGAUGGCGUAGUUCGAUUAGCUCCACCUGAUCCGAUGUAUAGGCCUGGAGACGAGCGGUGA